Molecule: messenger RNA, 573 nt
Organism: Phialemonium atrogriseum
Lineage: Eukaryota; Fungi; Ascomycota; Sordariomycetes; Cephalothecales; Cephalothecaceae
Product: Rieske domain-protein
Exons: 2
Coding region: 1-573 (190 amino acids)
Molecular function (GO): 2 iron, 2 sulfur cluster binding
Source: RefSeq, a predicted model, not a curated record
AUGAAUCCAUUCAGGGCACUAUUUCGGUCACAAGCAGAGUGGUUUUCCGUCGGCCUUGCCUCGUCAUUCCCCGACCUCGGAUUGGACGACAACAACCUAUCACAACCUCGGGUCUGUGACUCAGGCCUCAAACCAGGAUGCAAAGUCUUCCACGUUCCUCGGACAGAUAUCUCUCAAAGGACUGAGGUGCCGAUUGCAGCAGACGCUCUCGAGUCCUCCGAUAUCGGCGGAGACUUGAAGGACCAGGUUCUCGUGUUCCAGUAUCGAGGCAAGUUUCAUGCGAUUGAUCAUCAAUGUCCUCAUUCGUCAUUUCCCCUUUCGCAAGGCACUCCUUUUGACAUCGAAGACUUCGGCAUCGUUCUCAGCGCUGGGCUGACGUGUCCGAAGCAUGGCUGGUCCUUCGACCUGUUUUCUGGAAUGUCAGAUCGUGGGAAAUACAAACUCGGGGUGUGGGAGGUCCAGCUGCGCGAGAUUGGAGGCACAGAGCCUCCUAUAUCGACUGACGAGGCCUGCAAUACGUCGGAAACCACAGAGACAGAGGUGUGGGUGAGGAGAAAGCAAAGAAUCGGCUAG